GAUACAGAUACAGAAACAGGAAAAUCCCUUUUUCUAUAAAUAAAGUCCUUUCUUUUCUAAUAUCGCCAUUUUGCUUUACAGACUAAAUGGUUUGUUAAAGUUUAACAAGGUGGUGCCCCAAGUUAAGAGUAAACAUCGUUUUGUUGGGUGGUACCACCUGUAAAAUGGUGACUUAUGCAGUAUUUGUAUUUCUAAUAACUCUGAGUAUUACAAGUGCAUCUAAACAGUGUUAUGCUAACCAGAAAUUGAGGAUGAAUAAAGAUGGAGUUCAAAUAUGCUGUUCCACAGUAAAAUGUGGAGAAAGUAAAACCUUUAAAUACUGCACAAAUGAUGGUGGUUCAGAUAAAUGUGUUGACUGUCCACCAGGUACCUUCACAAGAGAUAAAUUUGAUACCAAACUGUUUCCUCUCUAUAACCCUGAAAAGUGGCAGAAGGAGCUAAGAAUAUGCGCUUCUCUUCCAUCAUGUGAUGCAGAAGAAAAUCUUUUGGUUGGUACUAAAUGCCGCUGCAACUUGGAUAAAGGAUACUUUGGUGAAGAUGCCAAUAACUGCAUAUUAGAUCGAAGAAACUGUAAAAAUAGAGGAGUGCAGUUGACCAUUCAAGGUCUGUGUGUUCCUUGUCCUGCAGAUACGUUCAAAACAGAAGAUGGAGAUUACAAACAGUGCAGAAAUAAAACAAGAUGCCAGGCAAAUGAGGAAGAAACUUAUCCUGGUUCUUCGACAACAGAUAGAAGAUGCAAAAAGAAAGAAAUUACACAAACAACUACAGUUGGUCCUCCAGUUAUGAAUAUAACAAGUGUCACAGAUAAAAGCAGGGACGAGAAGUCUACACCAGUUGAGGCAUGGUUAGUACCGGUGCUUAUUGUGAUUUUCAUGAUAUUAGGAGUAUUUGGAGGUUACAUAUACAGGCAGCGAAUUUUAGAAUUUUGUCGAAAUGUUAAAAAAGAUCGCCAUGAAGAAGCAGAAAUACAUGAGUUAGAAUCACUGACGGCAACCCCUGGAAAUGGUAGUUAUGUGGUAUUACACACUGAUAGUAAAGUUGAUUAUAAUGGUAAUCCGAAUGCACCCCAUGGUCAUCAUUAUGAGAAUGGUGGAGAGAUUAAUAGAAAUCUGAACAAUACUGGUGGUUUUGGUGGGUCAGCAAGCCAAAAUGGGUUCAGUGGAAACAGGAAAACAAAUCUGAAGGUAGAUGUAGAGAGUCCUAAUAAUCCGAGGGAACACACUGAUCCGAAGUUAGUUGUUGAGAGUCCAAAUAAUCCAAGGGAACAGACAGAUCUCAAGGUAGUUGAUGAGAUUCCAAAUAUCCAGGAUAGGAAGAAAGACAAAUCUAAUGGCAUUCCUACAACUGUCCAAGGUGCAACAUCUAUUCCAUUAAGAGGUCAAGAUGGAUAUGUAUCUUUGGGUGAUAGUUUAUACGAUAAUGAUCCUACUUCUUCAGGAUAUAGUGGAAACCAAGUAGAUACCAGUGAAUCAAUCAAAAGCCAGGAAAGACGUUUAUUAUCAAAUAAUUCCAUAGAAGAAUUCACGCCUACCAGUUCAGGAAACAUACCAACACCUAGCCUUCUUGGGAGCUUAGAGACAACACAUGAUUCUACCAACAGUAAGGAGGCAUACAGUACAGGGGAAGGUGUUGGACCAAAGUCAGACACAGGUGAAGAUCAUAUUAAGAAUAAUAAAAGGAGUCCAAUCUUAAACCUGUCAGAUAAGAAGAAUGAAGCAUGUACAGAUCGCCCAGUUGGUAAAGUUUCACCAACAAUAAGACCUGAUCCUCAAAACCAGCAAAGUCCAAAUGCUAGUCAAAAUGAUGAUCAAGUCCAACCUUUGAACACUACUGUAGGGGGAAUAGAUAUUGGAACAGCUUCAAAUAAUGAUAGUUACAAGUUUGUUCCAUCUCAUGCUAAUCGUUUGGAAUUUAGUUCUGAAAAUGGAGAGAACCUUGCUGCUGCUGAUACCCAAGAAUUAAAUGAACCAAUGAAUGACAGGACUCAGGAAUCUUCAUCUCAGGACCGUAUUCAGUCAGUGAGUCAGCCACAAUCUUCCAACAGAAUUAGAACAUCAGAGCCUGAAGGAAACGGAACUAAUUUGUCUGAGAAUGGAACUUCACAUACAUUUAGAACACAUUCUGGUCGAGAGGUGUGCACACCAGAAUCAGCAAACAACAGCCACGAAAGUAGCAUUGAACAAAACACCAGAGACGAUAAUUCUCAUCAAAGUGAGGAAGCCAGUUCAAUGGACAACUUUUGAGUAGACAGUGAUCAAGGCAUCUACAGAUAAGAAACAAGACUGUGGAAGAAACAGAAUAUAAUCCUUUAAUUUAUUAUGCUAGACAUGUAAAGAAUAUUGUGCUUGUACAAUUGGCUUAUAAUUUAUGUAUACAACUUUUUAGAAUAUGUUGAGUUUUAGUAUAUUUUUAAAUGUUGUACUUAUUCUUGUAAGGGGUAACAUUUCACAGUCAAUGUGACAUUUAGGUAAGAAUUAGAUUUUUCAGCUACACAAUAUAGUUCCUUUAUGCAGCCAGGAUAUUCUGUUUCAGGGGAAAUUGUAUAAUGUGAAAUUAUAUAUUAUUAUGAGCUCAAAUUUCCAUCAAUUAAUUUGUUUAUUGGAAUUGAAUAUUUGCUCAUUGAUAAUAUGACAGCUUAUUUUUCAAAAAUCUUACAUUCCUAAUAUAAAAUAUUUGUCUCUUUACAUUAAUAUAUCCAAGUUAACAUCAUUUUGCUUGUAUUUAACUUAUUUAUUCCACAACCUGUUCUGUUCCAUUUUUCAGCAGGUAAAAUAUCGAACUAUGAGAUGAUAUCAUUUCAAAAUUGAACAACUGCUUCAUUUUCUUAGAUAUUUUAAAUGUUAAAUAGGUGUAAAAUUUAAAUGAGCAAGAAAAAUCUAUAUAGAAAUAGAAUGACAGAAUGACAGUGGAAAAGAAUGAGUCUCAGAAUCCAACAGUUGACCUGAAUUGCCAUAUAUUAAGUAUUCCUAAAUUCUCAUCCACUUUUCAUGUAAUGUUGGAGCAGAAAUCAAUUUUUUAUUUUGAUUAAUUAAUUUUUUUAUUGUUUCUACAUAAAAGUGAACUGUUCUAACAUUGAGACAAAAAAAUAUAAAUACCAAAAAAUCAGGGUGGUUGAUAUAUAUUCAGGAGGGCAGGGAUGAGAAUAUUGGAAUUAUUCUAUUAUGGCUUUACAUAUCACUAUGAUAUGAGGCAACAAGAUUUCAGUGCUUGAGUUGAAAUUUUAUUUUGAAUAUUUGUGAUGAACCCUCUUAAAUGUGCCAUUUAAAAUUUAUUGUGCCAUAAUGUAUUAAAAUACAGUAUAAAAUUGAGAAUGGAAAUGGGGAAUGUGUCAAAGAGACAACAACCCGACCAUAGAGCAAACAAUGUUAAUUUGCAAGUAUAAACUACUUGCAAAUUAACAUUAGCAGUCUACAUUGCAAUUGUUUUGGCAUUCCAUUUACAAAUUUUAUUUUUUUUUUCCAGUUAAUUUUGUAUAUUUGUUAAAGGUAUAAAGUUUAGAGUUUACACUUCAUUUUUUGUUAUUUACUUUCUACUAGGUUGUCAGGUAGUUAGUGUUAUAAGUAUUUAAUUUUUUUAUACAUAUAUCACAUAUAUACAAAUUUAAGUCAUGCAUUUAAUUUUUUUGUACUAAUUUACAAAUGUUUGUCAAAUAUUUGAUUUCAACAUUUCUAUUUAUAAAAGCUAGAUACAUGCUACCUCCUUUGAGGAUGUUGCCACUGUAAAUACGACAAUAUAAUGUAAUUGUAAACACCAAAUGUUAGAUUUUAAAAUAAUCUUCAUUUUCUUUAUACAAAAGUGUGAAUUUCAUUAUUUUGUUUAUAUAUUGAUAUGAUAUUCUAGUAAUCAGAGAUGGUGUGUUAGAUUAUGCUUAGUGAACAGGAAAGGGUCGUUACUUGAUAUUAUUAUUGUGUAUAUUCUAACUAAUUUGAUUUAUUUAGAAAGAGUCACAUGUUCAACUAUAUUUUCAAAGGUAGACUGAAAACAGCAGAUAGAAAAGUGAUAUUGCAGUUAUUUUUAGAAAAGUGAUAUUGCAUGGUUGUGCUCUACUUCUGGCUUGUUGGCAAUAAUAAUAUAACAGUUGUAGCCUUUGUAUGAAGUCGUUACCAGGAUAUAUCGAACUAAAGAAGUAUAUCGACGAUAUAUCCUCGUAUAGACCUCAUACAAAGACUAUAAUUGUAUAGUAUCUGCUGUUUAAAAGUUUUAAACAAAUGCAAUAUAGUCAGUGGUGGUUCAGUUUCAUUGUAUUCAUCAACACCAGUCAAAUCAGAAAUCUUCAGUUCAGAUUUGAUUAGACUAAAACUGAAAAUAGAAGCUGGUUUUUUUUAUGCCCCCCGCCCCCGUAGCAGAGGGGCAUUAAUGUUUACCCUUGUCCGUCUGUCUGUCUCUAGGUCCACACGUCCUGAAAUUGGUUUCCGUUUUCUAACUUUACUUUGCCUUAACCAAAUGGUAUGAAACCUAUACACAAUGCUUAUUACCAUAAAAAACAGAUCAAGUUUGAAUUUUGGUGGCGUCACUUUUACCAUUCUAGAGUUAUGCCCCUUUACAAAUGGAAAAAUUGCUGAAUUUUAUGUUUCCGUUCUCUAACUUAAGUUUGCCUCUACCAAAUGUUAUGAAACUUAUACACAAUGCUUAUUACCACAAAACACAGAUCAAGUGUGAAUUUUGGUUUGGUCACUUUUACCAUUCUAGAGUUAUGCCUCUUUACAAAUGGAAACAUUGUUGAUUUUUUCGUUUCUGUUCUCUUAACUUAAGUUUGCCUAAACCAAAUGUUAUGAAACUUAUGAACAAUGCUUAUUACCACAAAACACAGAUCAAAUUUGAAUUUUGGUGGCGUCACUUUUACCAUUCUAGAGUUAUGUCCCUUUACGAAUGGAAAAAUUGAUGAAUUUUUCAUUUCCCUUCUCUAACUUAAAAUUUAGUUUGCCUCAACUAAAUGUUAUGAAUCUUAUACACAAUACACAGAUCAAGUUUGAAUUUUGGUAGCGUCACUUUUACAGUUCUUGAGUUAUUACAAUGCAAUGUUUAAUUUUAGUUUCCACUGCAAACUUUUGAAUUUUGGUAGCGUCACUUUUACAGUUCUUGAGUUAUUUCCCUUUAUAAUGUUGAAUGCAAGCGGGGGCAUCAUCUGUGUACCAUGGACACAUUCCCAAUUUAUUUAUUAAUCAUUUACUUGUACAUGUGCAUGGCAUAAUAAUCUUGUUUUAUCUCAGACUCUUACUUUUUUUUUCUUUUUUUUUUUAAUUUAUGCUUCAUAAAUUAGUAUGAAACUUUUCUGAAUAUUGAAAUAUAAAAAUAAUUACGGCAAUGGUUUGGUAAUAGUUUGAUAUUAAGGGAAAACUGUCAAGAAAAAAUUUAUAAUUCAGAGAAGAUUUUGGCAGCAAGACAUGUGAUAUAAUGAACAGUGAAGAAAUAAGAACUUGAACAUAAUCACUUCUAAUACAUUCAACUAUGCAUUAAAAUAUUUUGCUCCACAAUAUCUUUAUUUUAAAAUAUUACAUCUGGAAAACAAUUCUAGUUAAACAUUUUGAAAUUCUUGUGUAUAUUUCAUUCAGUCAUAGAAAAAUGAAAAAUCCAGAUACAUUUCCGUUAUUUUUAAUCUUGAGCUCAGCAAACAUCUGAAGCAUUCAUUUGAAAAACAUAUUCUGAAUUAUUAUUUCAGCUUUGACAAAACGAGGCGUUAUAGUUUAAUAGUGUUUCUUCUAACUUUUUUUUCAUGUAUUUAAUUUUUGAAAGUUGUAUAAAUAUUGUAAUAGUUGGAGUGAAUUGCGAAAGAAAGCCUAACCUCAGUGUAGGGUAGACAGUAUAUCAUUCAUGUGGUUUACUGCGAAAUAGACAACUAUAACAUGUACUUUUGAUUGGAUGACAUAUAGCUGUAUGUGGGAAAGCAAAUUUAAAAUUGUGUGGUAAUAUAAUGAUAUACCCAGAGAAAUAUGUGGCAAAAUUAUAUUUUUUCAAGCCAAGAAAACCAUUUCAGUUAGACAGUGGAAGACUGGAGGGCUGGUUAGUUUCGCUGGUUGUUACAGAAUUCAAUUUAAUAUUUUCCAUCUAUUAUGAACUUUAUCAUAUAAUUAAACAUGAAAAUUGUAAGUGACGGGUGAAAUACAGGGGCAUGUGAUCAAAGGUUCGUGAUGAAGGGUAUGUGAUAAAAUUGGGGCAUUUACUUCAGGGUAUCAUCUGAUAAAAGUUUUAAAAUUAGUAUUAGGUGUACAAAGAAGAAGUAUUACUAGCUAAAUGUAUGAUGAAAAUACAUAACGUACAUUACUACUAAUUAUUAAACAGGAUAUAUUUGUUUAAAAGAAAAUAUAUCAGAAUUGGUUUCUCAACUUAGUAGAAAUAGUAUGUAGUGAUGUACUGAUAUGCAGAUUUAUCUUUUUAAUCCUAUAUUUAUAUACUUUAUAAUUACAGUCACCACAUUAAUUUUGCAAACUUUUUAUAACUUUUUGACAAUCAAAUGCAUUUACACUUCAAUUAAAAUUAAUUUAAUUGUGCAAUAUAAUAUUAUAUUUUAACAAUAUUAUCUUUUUUGUUAAAUAGUUAUUGUUUACUUUUUUACUGUGAUAAUAUUGCUAAAGGUUGGUGUAAAUUACUGUCAUCGUUGCAUUGUCCAUUGAUCAGUUAGAAAUUCAGUUUGCAUAAUUAAAAAGCAGCGAAUCUUUUCACAAAAAGCUUACGAUGAAAAUUGAAAUUCAUUAUAAGUUAACUGAAAUAUUUAAGACUAAUGAGCAUUUUUUCUCGUAAGAUUAUUUUGUGAAAAAAAAUCGUAGAAUGUGAGUAUAUAAUGAACAAGGAUUUUGAAACGUCUUCUGCCCGUCUGUUUCCCAUACAUGCUGUAUGUCAUCUAAAAAUAGAGAAGUACAUAUAGUUGUGAGGAUUGAUUUUAUACAAAUAGAAUUAAAUUGUAGUCUAUUGUGGUUUUUCUGUGUGAAGGAAUUUUUAACUGGAUUUUCGAAGGAAAUAUCGAUUAUUAAAAUGGGGAUGUACGGCAGGCGGCUGGGUGGGCUGACGGGCGGCUGCCAAACAGUGUCACCACAAUAACAUGAAAACGCUUUAACAAAUUUUUUUCAAAUUUAAAUAUGUUGUUUCCUGGGACUUAAUGAAGGUCUAGUUCAAUUUUCAAGAUUUUAGUAUUUCUCCUUUUUGAGUUAUCGCCAUUUUUAAUAUCCAAAAGUGGAAUUUUUAGAUAUUUUACUCUUGUUAUCAUGUUAUGAUUUGUCUUAUCUCACAAUAAAAAUUGGAGUGACAGAUUUAUUUGAAAAUUAUCUAUUUCCUAAGUGGUAUUAUAAAUGAUUAUAAGCUAUAUCAUUAGACAUUUUGAAGAUUAUUACAUUAUUAAUUAUUAUAUAUGUAAUGUUAGAGUACUAUGUUAAACCAUAGUUCUGUUCAAUUAGAUCUGGGAAAUAUUUUAGCAUAUGAUAAUGAUUUAUUUUCAUUAUUAAUUAGAUCUUGGAAAUAUUUUAGCAUAUGAUAAUCAUUGGAGUGACAGAUUUAUUUGAAAAUUAUCUGUUUUCUGAUAAUAAGAUCUGUAGGACUGUAUAAAUGAAGUUUGAAAUGUACUGUUCAUUAUUAAAAAAAUUGUAGAUAAUUAAGUGUCCCUAAAUCAUAUAUAUUCUUACCUCUACCCCGUUCAAUUUGAGAAUGUGCUUUUAUCUUGUAAAUGGUCGAGAUCCCCACCCCUAAACCAUAUAUAUUCUUGUAUGGGGCAAUAAAACAAAUCAAAUGAAAUAUUGGGAUAGUCCUCGGGUUCACACCUACCCUCCUUGUUUUUGAAAACUUGUAAAUGUGCAAGCUCCCCACCCUAAAACCAUAUAUAUUCUUGUAUUUUACAAUAAAACAAAUCAAAUGAAAUAAAAGGUGAGUCCCCUGGGGUCACCCCCACCCCAUUCUGUUUGAGAACUUGUAAACGGUCCAGAUCCCAACCCCUAAACCAUAUAUAUUCUUGUAUGGGACAAUAAAACAAAUCAAAUGAAAUAUAGGGGAAGUCCAUUGGGGUAACCCCCACCCCCUUCUGUUUAGAGAAAUUGGAAACGGUUGAGAUCCCCACACCUAAACCAUAUAUAUUCUUGUAUGGGACAAUAAAAUAAAUCAAAUGAAAUUUAGGGGAAGUCCACGAGGGUAAACCCCACCCCCUUCUUUUUGAAAACUUGUAAACGGUUGAGAUCCCCACCCCUCAACCAUGUGUAAUCUUUUAUGGGACAAAAUAACAAAUCAAAUGAAAAUUAGGGGAAGUCCCCUGGGGUAACCCCACCCCCUUUUUUUGAAAACUUGUAAACAGUCAAGAACCCCACCCUGAAACCAUUUUUCUUCUUGUAUAUUACAAUAAAACAAAUCAAAUGAAAUAAAAGUCUAGUCCCCUGGGGUCUUUUUUGUGAUUGAGGUGUUUUCCUUUGAACAGAAAUUGUUAAUUAUAUACAUAAAGUUUGAUUACACUAAGCCUUUAUAGAUAAUUUUCACCUGUUUAUAUGUCCUGUAAUCAGUUUACUAAACAUAUUGUUAAUGUCUUAUCUUGAGUGACAGAUUUAUUUGAAAAUUUUCUGUUUUCUAAGUGUUAAUGAUUAAAAGCUAUAUAGUAGUAAAUAUAGUUAGAAAUUUACUGUUCAUUAUUAGACAUUUUGAACAUAAUUACAGAUAAGUUUUAUAGAUUUUUAAAAGACAUUGUAUUAAUGAUAAAUAAAAUUUUUGAUUUUUUUUCUUUACUUUAGUAAAUUGUAAAUUGUUUGUUAUUCUGUAAAAACUAAUUUUCUGAAUGCUAUAUAUAUUUCUUAAUUAGGUGAACUCCUUUCAAAACUUAGCUUAUAUUGUCUAUUAAUAAACAUAUAUUUAGAUUUCUGAUUUUGGGCCCAGUUUUCAAGUUGGUUCAAAUCAGGGUCCAAAAUUAAACUGUGUUUGAUUUCAACAUAAAUUGAAUAUAUAUAGGGUUCUUUGAAAUGCUGAAUCUAAACCUGUAUUUAUUGUCAUCAUUAGUUAGAUAAUACCACAUCGAGGUACUAAGGGUCCUGAAUUAAACUUUUGUUUAAUCAACAAUUGAAUUCUUGGGUUCUUUGAUAUGCUGAUUUUAACAAUGUUUGAGUGUUAAAUCAUAUCUAAUUUAAGAGAACUUAGUCAUCACUGGUUGUUGUUAUAAUAUUAUUGAUUAUAAUUUGAAAAAUUACAUCAUUUCUAAUUUUAUAGAACUUAGUCAUCACUUUAUUCAUUAUAAUCAUAUCUAUUUAUCAAGUUUGAGUUAUUUCCCUUUGCACAGAAUAUAUAUGGAUAAAAUUAAAUUGUGUUUCAUUUCAACUUAAAUUAAAUAUAUAUAGGGUUCUUUCAAAUGCUGAAUCUAAACCUGUAUUUAAAUAUUAUAUUUUUGGGCCGUGUUUUCAAGUUGGUCCAAAUCAGGAUCCAAAAUUAAACUUUGUUUGAUUCACAAAAAUUGAAUUUAUGUGGUUCCUUGAAAUGCUGAAUCUUACCAUGUAUUGAGAGAUUUUGGAUUGUGAGCUCCUUUAUCAAAUUGGUCCACAUUGUGGUCCAAAGGGUCCUAAAUUAAACUUUUGUUUGAUUUCAUUGAAAAAUGAAUUUUUGGAGUUUUUUGAUAUGCUGAUUCUGACAAUGUACUUAUAUUUUGGAUAUUGGACCAUAAUAGGUAAAUGUGCAUUUUCAAAUAUUUCAGUUCUUUGACCACAUUCAUUUUGUGUCACAAACCUAUGCUGUGUCAAAUGUUCAACCACUAUCCAAAUUCAGAGCAAUUUUAAGCUUAAAUGAAGUGUCCAUACUUGCUCGACUGUUCAGGGUUUGACCUCUGCAGGAAAAUCCGGUUUGCUGUCACUCUGACAGCCUCUUGUUUAUUUUAAAUUUAAUGUCUUAACAGAUUAAUGUUUUCAGACAAUCAUAAGAAACAUUAAGAAGUAUUAUUGUAAAUAGAAAUUUUAUUAUAUGUAUUAUUUUCAGUACUAAAAAUUUGAUGUAAAGAUUAUUGUUUAUGAACACUUAGAUAUUAUUAUGUACAUUACUCUUUAGUGACAUAUAUUCCAUGGAACAUCAGAGUUACAAGUUUACAUUUAGACUAAUUUAAUUUUUCUACCUGUACUAUUGAAUUAGAGAUGAUAUUUUUUUAAAUCAAUAUUUGAUGUAAAAUAUAUAGAAUAUCACUAAGAAAUAAUUUUAAAAACAUGUCCUACAUAAAUCUGGUCAUUUGAAAACUAUGCUUGUUUGAAAAGAAAAGAACUUGAACUUUAAAACCGUUUAAUGUUAAUUAGUUUAUAGUUGAGAUCAGGCAGUAACAUUAGAUUACAGUUUUGAAGGCCGUUAGCUUUAAAUUCAGGAUCAGAGAACAAUAAACUACUGUUUAUAUCUAAACAUGCAUGCAGUUGUUUUAUACGUGCACUUUGUUCAUAGUUUUAAAAAGUUAUUUAGUGUUAUUAUUAGACUCAUCUUGCUCAAAACCCCUCUUCCACCUCUCUGUGGUGAGCAAGGGAGAAGACAAUUGUCUGGUAAACAGAAUGGGUACAUAAAACAAGAAUAUGUUAUAAAUAGAAUGUCAUUCUAAGUAUCGAAUAUUAAUAUGUAAUUAAAAUAUAGAUAUGAUACCUGUAAUUUACCUGUACAUGAAGGAAUUACCUAAAUGUAGACUUUAAAUUUUAUCCCAAAUGUGGACUCCCCAUUGGCGUAAAAUAUUUUUAGCUCAAAAUGUUUCACCAAAUAGCUCAAACGUGCAUUCCCAAAAUUGUAUUGAUCUGUUAAAUAAUUCAUAGUGUUUUAUAUUACCUAACUCUUCUUGAGCCGGGAUAUCAGUCCAAGACUAGAAGAGAAGGUAAAACGAAUAAGAUUGCCCCUACAAGAAAUCAAAAGAACAUUUGGCAGGUUCUGUAACAUAUCACCUAUGGACACAUCCAAAGAAUACUUUUAAGUUUGCAUUUUUUUCUUCAGGGAGGGGGAGGGGUGUUAUAUUGUUAAUCAAGAGAUGGUUAGACAACAGCUGAUUAGCAUUAGAAAUUUGGAUGCAGUCACAAAUUGAAAUUUUAAAAUUUUAAAAUAAUAUGGGACUCUCUUUUAUAAAUAGUUUUAGUGUAUAUACAGAAUUUCUACAGUUUGUGUAAUAUCUUAAUACAAACAAAUGUUUAAAUAUUUGCAAUUUUUGUGCAAUAUUUGAUAAAUUGAGAUUAACACUGUCUUUUUUAUCUUUUAUUUUUUUACCCUUUUCUAUAUAUUUUAUACAGUUGAAAUACUUUUUCCCUAUUUUAGAUACUAAAGAUAUGUAACAGUGUUUAUAAAUUUUUUGAAAUGAAUUACUGUAAUAAAUUUAUUUUUGGUGCA
Molecule: messenger RNA, 11289 nt
Organism: Mytilus californianus (California mussel)
Lineage: Eukaryota; Metazoa; Mollusca; Bivalvia; Mytilida; Mytilidae
Product: homeobox protein 2-like
Exons: 12
Coding region: 165-2243 (692 amino acids)
Source: RefSeq, a predicted model, not a curated record